UGCCCGGCGUUCGCAUUGCGCAGGCGCCGGCCCAUGUGCCGUAAAGUGUUGCGUGGGGGUGGUGUUGACUUUAUUUUUGAUGCUGUUGUACGGCACGCUGUAAAGCGACGCUAUCGGCGGGCGGCACGGAUCAUCCGGUCGAUUAGUAUCGACAUGUCGCUGUUCGGGGCGGAUGACGAUGAUGUCGAUUUCCUGUCACCGAGCGGCGGGUCCAAACUGGCCUCUCUAUUUGGCAUGGAUCAGGCUUCAACAGGUCAGGGGAACGAGUCCUUCCAGUAUACUGCCCCUAAGCAGCCGAAGAGAGGGACACCACCACCUGGAGCAGGUUCACAGAAGCCACCAGCUACUGCUGCUCCUCCAGCGGUCUUGUUUGCAACUGGAGUGCAUGCUUACCAAUAUGUGAAUGGUCAGUACGUGAAGCAGGGGAAACUAGGGGCAGCAAUUCUUGGAAACCAUGCUUCUGCAGAGUACAAGGUUCUCCUCUACGCCAGCCAACAGAAACGGAUUGCUGCUGCCCGCAUUUAUCCAGCUUUCACUUUUACUGUUCAAGCCAAUAAUUAUUGUGUGUUUUACGAUGACCAGCGGCAGAAUUGGUCAAUCAUGUUUGAUUCUGAGAAGGCUGUGAUGGAAUUCACCAAACAGGUGUGUUUGGCAAAAUGCAACAGCAUCCCGACACUGGAAUCUGUGCUGAUCCAAGAUCUAGCCCCAGGAGAAGGACAGGCAGUUGAAACAGGGGACUCUCUGGAAGUGUCCUACACAGGUUGGCUUUACCAGAACCACACGUUUGGACAGGUGUUUGACACGAAUGUGAAUAGAGACAAGUUGCUGCGGUUGAAAAUAGGAUCGGGGAAAGUGAUAAAGGGCUGGGAAGUUGGAAUGCUGGGAGUGAAGAAGAAUGGAAGAAGACUUUUGAUUGUACCUCCAGGUUUGGCGUAUGGAUCACAGGGAAUACCAAACCGGGUUCCAGCCAAUGCCACACUAAUCUUUGAAGUGGAGGUUAAAAGGGUAAAGUUUGCGAAGGAGUCAGGAUCUGACAAGCUGAGUACCAGCUCUCAUGAAUCUGCUACGUCUUCACCAGCCCCCAGCAUAGAAAGCCUGACCACAGAAACUGCGAUCCCAGCACCUGUGUCUGUGCCUCCAAAGCCUGGUUCCAAUGUGUACAUCGACAGCCUGCUGGACUCUUUCCCCUUAGAAUAUUCUGCACCAUCUCCAAAUGAUCCUUGAUCCUGGCACCAGGGA
Molecule: messenger RNA, 1239 nt
Organism: Chiloscyllium plagiosum (whitespotted bambooshark)
Lineage: Eukaryota; Metazoa; Chordata; Chondrichthyes; Orectolobiformes; Hemiscylliidae
Source: RefSeq, a predicted model, not a curated record